Aquila chrysaetos chrysaetos is the source of this 2386-nucleotide messenger RNA. It is a transcript of the gene STX12, whose product is annotated as syntaxin 12. Gene Ontology annotation, molecular function: SNAP receptor activity; SNARE binding. Gene Ontology annotation, biological process: vesicle fusion; vesicle-mediated transport; intracellular protein transport. The transcript is spliced from 10 exons. Gene Ontology annotation, cellular component: SNARE complex; endomembrane system; synaptic vesicle membrane. Bases 346 to 1032 code for a protein of 228 amino acids. NCBI's taxonomy places the organism in Eukaryota, Metazoa, Chordata, Aves, Accipitriformes, Accipitridae. The record is from RefSeq and is a predicted model, not a curated record.
AGCAGCACCGGGCGGCGGCGCAUGCGCGGAGGCUGGUGGGGCUCUGUCAGUUGGGCCCGGCGGAGCCGCGCUCCUUCCUUCCUUCCUUCCUUCCUUCCUUCCCUCCCUCACGCCCCGGCCAUGUCGUACGGCCCGCUGGAUCCCUACCGCCCCGGGGCGACGCCCCCGCCGCGGGACUUCGGCGGCAUCAUCCAGACAUGCAGCACCAACGUGCAGCGCAUCGCGCAGUACAGACAAGCUUCCACUGUCUCAUGACCAGCAGCCAUCCUAUCUCAGUGCACUGCCUAUUUCAAAUGAAACAAAUAGCCUUACAGUUUUUAUCAAGCUGCUCAAAUAAAGAAUUUGAUGAGCCAGCUGGGAACCAAGCAGGAUUCCAGCAAGCUUCAGGAGAACUUACAACAGCUACAGCAUUCUGCAAACCGCCUUGCCAAAGAGACCAAUGAAUAUCUAAAGGAGUUGGGGUCUCUACCACUUCCUCUAUCUGCUUCUGAACAGCGCCAACAGAGGCUUCAGAAAGAACGUUUAAUGAAUGACUUCUCCAUGGCCUUAAAUAACUUCCAGGCAAUACAGAGGCGAGUGUCAGAGAAGGAAAAAGAGACUGUAGCAAGGGCGAGAGCUGGCUCCCGUAUCUCUGCUGAUGAGCGGUUCAGAGAAGAACAGCUUGUUUCAUUUGAUAGUGGUGAAGAUUGGAAUCAAAUGCAAUCUCAGGAAGAAGAUGUGGCAAUAACUGAACAGGACCUUGAACUCAUUAAAGAAAGAGAAACAGCAAUCAGGCAAUUAGAGGCAGACAUUUUGGAUGUCAAUCAGAUAUUUAAGGAUUUAGCCAUGAUGAUUCAUGACCAGGGAGAUAUGAUUGAUAGCAUAGAGGCAAAUGUGGAAAGUGCAGAAGUCCAUGUGGAAAGAGCCAGUGAGCAGUUACAGAGAGCUGCCUAUUAUCAGAAGAAAUCCCGUAAGAAGAUCUGUAUCCUGACUCUUGGUCUUGCUGUGGCUUCUAUAAUCAUAGGAUUCAUUAUCUGGCAGACAGCAAAAUGAAAGUUUCACAUGGAACCUAGUCUCAUUGCUGAGAUUUUCUUCCCUCAGAGCGAACAGGCUGACUAGUCUUGGAAAUGAAUUGACCAUCCUGAGAGAGCACAAGCUGGAACUACUUCUAGUAAUAGAUAUUAGCAACUAAUGUGCAGAUAACUAGUAUUUGGAAUUAGUGAACCAUGGAGACAGUAUUUAUCAGUUUAUAUUUUUAUGUAACUAAAAUCUUGUGAUUUUGCUUUCUGUAAUGUAUUUAUUCCCUGUCCCAACUGUAUGCUGAAGUGUGAUCAAUAAUUGGAGAUGUCUUGUUUUUGACAAGUGGCACAACUUUAACAUUUUAUAUGUAUAAGUAACUUUGUUGGAGUGGAAUAAGAAUGACAUUCAAAGAGGGCACAACACCAAUUCACAUUACCUUAAUGCAGCAGUUUCUAAAGUCUCCAGUAUCUGCCCCAUGGUUUUAUUAGUCUCCAAGUGGCUGUGGUUCUAGAUUCUCUUGAAGAGAAAGAUGAUGUUACAGAUUGAAAGGCAAGGAGAAGUACGUAUGGAUGAUAGUUGGAACCACUGCGUGCUGGUCAGUUUAGCCUUGAGACUCGUGACUGUGUAGUUUAAUUUUCUGAGAGUGGUUGGGGUGGUUCUUUUCCAAAAUGCAUCAUUUGAGGACAGGAUGUUCUUUGACUUACAAUCUAACAAUACAACUUCCUUAGAGAAACUAGCUGGUGGCUUAUUAUUGGACAAAUAAAUAUCUUCCAAUGCUGACUUUCAAGCACUAGAAAUACAAUGUUUAGCUGCUUGCUCCUAAUUGUUUUUAGAAGCUUCUAGGGAGAAAAUCACACAAAAAUGAGGAAUUGGGCACCUAAGUUUACAAGCUAGCAAGAUAGAUGAGUAUUAGCAGAAAUCUUGCUUCCGAAGUAGUACUCUUAAAGCUCACUUGUAGUGUAUCAGUAAAUAUUACGUGUGGCUUGUGAACAUCUGGUAUUUUCUAUACUUUAUGAAACAAAGUACAGAAACUGAGUGAGUCAAGUGCUAGGUUUUUCAGGCUGAGGAUAUGUAUGCAAAUGAAAAAGAUUGCUGGUUCCAACUGUCUUGCUAGUAGAGCUGGACAGAAUGUAGCAGCCACUCCCUGCUUCGAUGUAGCUCUGAACUGAAAUGCACUGAGGGAACAGUGAUCUGUCCAAAGCCCAAUGGAGUGUGGUAAAUGCAGCAUACUGACCCAUUUUGUAUUUAAUCCUUAUUCCAUGUCUCCUGUAUAAUAAAGUAAAUGUGAAAGCUGGGAAGGGAGGGUGUUCUCCCAAUUGCACAGUGGUUUGCACUAUUGCGCCAUCAUUCCAUCUAAUAACCAUCAAUAAACACUUUUAAAAGCCUA